AAAAAAAAACAGCAAAAAGGAAAAAAAGAAAGGCGAGGAAAGAAGGAGGUCGGUUCCUUGCGCCCAACGUAUCUUCAGGUUCAGGCUCGGAGCUAGGCUCGGAGCUUUCGUACAUGUAUGACUUUUAAAAGGAUAAGAACAAAACCCCGCCACCUACAAGUAAGUAACCCCAUUUUCUUCUCUCCCUCUCACCGCCUCCACUUGCUCUUCUUUCCUUUUCUUCCCCAUUUGUGCUUUGCCCACUCACAAUUUCUCAAACACACCAAAAAAUAAACAUUCGAUAAUUUAUCAAUGGCGAUUGACAAUCAAGAAUCCGGCGUUCGCGAAAUCAAACCCAAGAACAGAAGGAUAAUGGGAGCCGGAGGACCUGACGAGGAGGACAGCCACCGGUGGCCGCCGUGGCUGAAGCCCCUUCUCAGGGAACAAUUCUUCGUCAACUGCAAAUACCACACCGACUCUCACAAAAGCGAAUGCAAUAUGUACUGUUUGGACUGUACUAACGGCCCACUCUGUUCUCUCUGCUUGGCCCAUCACAAGGAUCAUCGUGCAAUUCAGAUAAGGAGGUCAUCUUACCACGACGUGAUAAGAGUUUCGGAAAUUCAAAAGUAUCUUGAUAUCAGCUGUGUCCAGACGUACAUCAUCAACAGUGCAAAGGUUGUCUUCCUCAACGAGCGUCCUCAGCCGAGGCCUGGAAAGGGCGUCACCAACACGUGCGAAGUCUGUGACCGCAGCCUACUCGACUCUUUUCGAUUCUGUUCACUCGGCUGUAAGAUUGUUGGGACUUCCAAGAGCUUCGGCCGGAGGACACAGUCGCCGGAGAAGAAAAGGGCGGCGGAUUCCGGCGAGUCGACGAGCAGCAGCAGCUGCAGCAGCUCCGAUGGGCGGCGGCCGAGCUUCACGCCGUCGACGCCGCCUCCGACGGCCGUCAGCUACCGGACGGUGAAGCGGAGGAAGGGGAUUCCUCAUAGAGCUCCGACGGGGUGCCUCGAGAUGGAGAUUAGCUUCGUGAGGCAUGUUUUGACUGGUUUAGGUAAGUACCAAUCAGUGGCUCUCUUGGUCGCCGCCUUUGAACAGGUCACAAACGGUGUCGUCCUACAAGGACGCGUGUCGAGCAUAGAUUGGCUGAUCAAAAAGACAGGUGUUGGAAUCAUGAGUUAG
Messenger RNA from Striga asiatica, 1158 nucleotides. Lineage: Eukaryota; Viridiplantae; Streptophyta; Magnoliopsida; Lamiales; Orobanchaceae. The record is from the annotation of a GenBank genome assembly.